CCUUCAUCCUCCACCACACAGAGAAGGGUCUCACGACAGAGAUCCAAAAAGGUGGAGCCACGAACGAAUGAAGAGAUUAUUAAUUCCAGAAGAAAGAAUGUGAAUUGAAUUUGAUCCAGGAUCCUCUCUCACCAAUCAAACGCAAACAUCCAUGGCGGCACUUCUGACACCACCUCUCAAGCUCCCGAACCCUCUCUCCUCAUCAUUCCCUCAUGACCAUGCAGUUGCAGGGUCGCCCUCCAACUCGACGUCACAUGCUCUUGCUUCGCUCCUCGUCACCUCCAAACUUCACAGCCACUCGUUUCCUCCUCCUCGCUCCCACUUCUCCAGGUCUCCUCCAAGCCCUACAAGGCCCACUUUCUCAUGCAAAUCCUACCGAUUCAUGAACGAGGACGACGCCGGCGGCAGCAGCAGUGAGGACAAAGAAGGAGAUGAUUGCAGCUUCGACGGAGCUGUGGCACUGUUCAACAGGAGAGAAUACUACAAGUGCCACGACUUCCUCGAGGCGCAGUGGAACAGAGCCGAAGAGCCGAGGAGGACUCUCGUUCACGGGAUUCUGCAAUGCGCCGUCGGGUUUCAUCACCUCUUCAACCAGAACCAUAAAGGAGCCAUGAUGGAGUUGGGAGAGGGGCUUUGCAAGCUGAGGAAGAUGGACUUUGUAGACGGUCCGUUUCACCAGUUCGAGAGGGAGAUUUCUGCGGCUCUGGACUUCAUUUACCAAACUCAGGUUGAACUUGCAGCAUGUACUGAGGAACUGUGCAUUGCAAUGGACAGAUCAGAGAGAUCCUACCAGCUUCUAGGGGGCUAUGGUGCUGGGCAGAAUCUGUAUCGUUUAGAACUUGACCGUGACGCCAAGAUAUACAUCGUCUUCUGUCCGGAGAGGGACUACAUGAAGGAUGUGUCGCCACCUAGGGUUAAGCUUCCGACGCUAAAUGUGACUGAGGAAAAUCUUCUCGAUUUCAGUAGGUGAAGUAGACGAACUGAAUAAGUAUCUGGACAAAAUGUUAAGGAUCCUCGUUGGGCAAAGAUCGUCCUGAACGA
Messenger RNA from Rhodamnia argentea, 1041 nucleotides. RefSeq lists its product as uncharacterized. Lineage: Eukaryota; Viridiplantae; Streptophyta; Magnoliopsida; Myrtales; Myrtaceae. The transcript has 4 exons. The coding region runs from base 152 to 970 and encodes 272 amino acids. The record is from RefSeq and is a predicted model, not a curated record.